This is a messenger RNA of Salvelinus namaycush (lake trout), 1341 nucleotides long. Its product is annotated as zinc finger protein ZIC 3-like. The record is from RefSeq and is a predicted model, not a curated record. Gene Ontology annotation, cellular component: nucleus. NCBI's taxonomy places the organism in Eukaryota, Metazoa, Chordata, Actinopteri, Salmoniformes, Salmonidae. The transcript has 3 exons. Gene Ontology annotation, biological process: central nervous system development; regulation of transcription by RNA polymerase II. Gene Ontology annotation, molecular function: RNA polymerase II cis-regulatory region sequence-specific DNA binding; DNA-binding transcription factor activity, RNA polymerase II-specific. Bases 1 to 1341 code for a protein of 446 amino acids.
AUGACUAUGCUCCUUGACAGCGGUCCGCAGUUCCCAUCGCUAGGAGUGGGGGGUUUCGGAACACCGCGGCACCAUGAGAUAGGGAACAGAGAUCCAGGUUUGGGACUCAAUCCCUUCGCUGAUUCAUCCCACUCCGCAGCUUUCAAACUCAGCCCGGUGGCUCACGAUAUAGCCUCCAGCCAGACUUCAGCUUUUACCCCGCAAGCCAGUGGAUACGCAGCUGCCCUGGGACACCAUCAUGGCGGACAGGUGGGUUCGUACGGCGGUGGACCGUUCAAUUCAACCCGGGACUUUCUAUUCAGAAACCGUGGCGUUGGAGAGUCCGCUGCAUCGAGUGCCCAGCAUGGGAUCUUUGCCGCUUCUGCGGGGAGCCUGCAUGGACCCCCUGGAAUCUCCGAUAACCCAGGACAUCUGUUGUUUUCAGGGCUCCAUGACCAGGGCGUGAGCCAUACUUCACCAAGCGGACAUGUAGUCAACAGUCAAAUGCAUCUUGGUUUACGCGGGGACAUCUUUGGAAGACCCGACCCAUACCGUCCGGUCGCCAGCCCUCGGACAGACCCCUACGGCGCUCAGCUCCACAACUACAACCACCCAAUGGGGAUGAAUAUGGGGAUGAAUGUGCCGACACACCACGGUCCUGGGGCCUUCUUUAGAUACAUGAGGCAACCCAUAAAGCAAGAAAUGUCGUGUAAAUGGAUAGAUGAGAACCAGAUGAACCGACCCAAAAAGACUUGUGAAAGGACUUUCAGCACAAUGCACGAGAUGGUGACGCACGUCUCCAUGGAACACGUUGGCGGCCCCGAGCAAAGUAACCACAUUUGCUUUUGGGAGGAUUGCCCUAGAGAGGGGAAAUCAUUUAAGGCCAAGUACAAACUCGUGAACCACAUUCGAGUGCACACUGGAGAGAAACCCUUCCCCUGUCCAUUCCCUGGUUGUGGAAAAAUAUUCGCCAGGUCGGAAAAUUUGAAAAUUCACAAAAGAACACACACAGGUGAGAAGCCGUUCAAGUGCGAAUUUGACGGCUGCGACAGACGCUUCGCCAACAGCAGUGACAGGAAAAAGCACAUGCACGUGCAUACUUCUGACAAGCCAUACAUCUGCAAAGUGUGCGACAAGUCCUACACGCACCCCAGCUCUCUCAGGAAACACAUGAAGGUACACGAGUCUCAAUGUUCUGAGUCCUCUCCAGCAGCAAGUUCUGGAUAUGAGUCGUCCACACCACCAGUUCUGGUGUCAGCGAACACUGAAGACCCAACAAAAACACCACCGUCAGCCGUGCAAAACACAUCUGGGCACAGCGAUGCAGGACUGCCACCCAACUUUAAUGAAUGGUACGUUUGA